GCCGAACACCCCUCGAAGUGGAUGUCAGAGGCGGUGCCUCUGUUAGUGGAGGCUGUCGCUGCUGGAGAGACCAUGGAGCUCAGGGAGCAUGCUGCGCGUGCGCUCGCCAAUCUGCCAAUGUGCGAGAUGAGCAACGCGCACUGUAUCGUAGAAGCCGGCGGCGUUCCGCCGCUGGUGCAUCUCUUGGCUGUCGAGAGCUAUGGCUGCCGUGCACAGGCAGCACGCGCCGUGGGCAACCUGUGCGUUGCGAGUCAGGAGGCAGCGAAGCGUGCAAUGCGGGCUGGGGUCGUGCGGCCCCUGCUUGCCGCACUGCUGACGGAGGACCCGGCGCUGAAUGGCAUCAACCUGGCCGUGGAG
Molecule: messenger RNA, 357 nt
Organism: Symbiodinium sp. CCMP2456
Lineage: Eukaryota; Dinophyceae; Suessiales; Symbiodiniaceae
Source: the annotation of a GenBank genome assembly